Dichotomopilus funicola is the source of this 345-nucleotide messenger RNA. RefSeq names its product transcription initiation factor IIA, gamma subunit-domain-containing protein. Gene Ontology annotation, cellular component: transcription factor TFIIA complex. Gene Ontology annotation, molecular function: RNA polymerase II general transcription initiation factor activity; TBP-class protein binding. Gene Ontology annotation, biological process: transcription initiation at RNA polymerase II promoter; RNA polymerase II preinitiation complex assembly. The coding region runs from base 1 to 345 and encodes 114 amino acids. Lineage: Eukaryota; Fungi; Ascomycota; Sordariomycetes; Sordariales; Chaetomiaceae. The transcript is spliced from 3 exons. The record is from RefSeq and is a predicted model, not a curated record.
AUGGCGAACUCAUCUAACACCUACUACGAUUUGUAUCGUCAUGGAAGUCUCGGUGUGGCCUUGACCGAUGCGCUGGACGAGUUGAUCGGCGACGAGCGCAUCGACCCGCAGCUCGCUAUGAAAGUUCUUACGCAGUUCGAUCGCGUUAUUGCCGAGACGCUGAAUGAGAAGGUCAAGGCGAGGCUGUCAUUCAAGGGCUCUCUUGACACCUACCGGUUCUGCGACGAAGUGUGGACCUUCUUGAUCCGCAACGUCACGUUCAAGCUCGAUAGCGGCGGGCAGACGAUUCAGGCCGACAAAGUCAAGAUUGUCAGCUGCAGCUCCAAGAAGACCGAGGAGAAAUAG